AUGGGCGCAUCACUAGCAUUGGCAAGCAAACAAAUUAUUAUCUAUGGUGGAAUACCUGUUUGUAUCACUGGUAUCAUUGGAAAUGCCUUGAAUCUCAUUGUCUUCUUGUCCUUAGAAACUUUCCGUAAGAAUGCCUGUGCAUUCUAUCUAAUAAUGAUGUCGAUGUUUAAUAUUGGUCAACUGUGUUUUGGCUUUUUCUUUUCACGCGUAAUCAUUGCUUUAAUUGGAACGGAUGGGACAACCUCGUCGUUGUUUUAUUGUAAAUUUCGAAUCUCACUAAGUCAGUUUUGUGUCGCCGCAUCGCUGACAUGUUUUUGCUUGGCAACAGUCGAUCAAUUCUUCGCCACUUGUUCUCAACCUCGUUGGCAACGAUUCAGUAACAUCAAAGUAGCACAUCGUCUCGUCAUCAUCACUAUCUUACUUUGGAUAUGUCACGGAAUUCCAUAUAUUGUUUUUUAUCAUCAUAUUGAAUCAUCUACAAACACAACUAGCUGUGGAAGUGACAAUCUGAUGUUUAACAACUAUCGUGCAUAUUUUUUUGUUCUUGGGUUGAUUGGUUAUCUUCCAGUUCUAGUAGCUGCUUCAUUUGGUUAUUUAUCUUAUCGAAAAAUUCAACAAAUCGCUUAUCGAACCGUUCCAAUUGUUCGCCGCGAAUUGGACAAACAAUUGACAAGUAUGGUUUUGAUUCAAGUGAUUUUCAAUGUUUUUACCAUUUUACCUUAUACAACUGCAAAUGCACUUUCGACAGAUGCAAGUUUCACGAAUGAUCCCAAUAUUCAGCGGCAAUUUCAGCUGAUUUUGAAUAUAAUUAUCAUUAUUUACUAUAUUUAUUUUGCAAGUCCAUUUUAUAUUUACAUGUGUGCAUCUGAACGUUUUCGUCGACAAUUUCUUUAUGUCUUAUCGAGCUUAUACUGUUUCAAUCAAUGCAAACAACCAACAAUGGUUCAUAAUCAAAUAACACCGGAAGUACAAACCACGCCUAAACAGUAG
Molecule: messenger RNA, 990 nt
Organism: Adineta ricciae
Lineage: Eukaryota; Metazoa; Rotifera; Eurotatoria; Adinetida; Adinetidae
Source: the annotation of a GenBank genome assembly